GUACAUGUGGGAAUGGGAAAAGAGCUGAAGUGAAGUGAAGUGAGUUACUGUGCAGCAUAAACCUGGUCCCAGAAAUGACAUCCCUAGCUCACCAGCUGAAGCGGCUGGCUCUGCCGCAAAAUGAUUCGAGCCUAUUCACCAGGAAGGAGGUGGCCUCUCUCCUCUUUGAUCCGAAAGAUGCUGCUACGAUCGACAGGGACACCUUCUUUGCCUUAGGUUGUACAGGACUCGAGGAGCUUUUGGGAAUCGAACCCCUGUUUGAAGAAUUUCAAGAGACACUGUUCAGCCAGGCUUCCAAGACUCUGGAGCGCAGUGUCCAGACCAAAGAGGUCAACCAGAAGUUGGAUACGGGCAUCUCCCUGUUUCUCUCCCGCUUGUCCCCCUACUUCCUGCUGAAGCCAGCGCAGAAGUGCUUAGAAUGGCUGGUUUACAGGUUCCACAUUCACCUGUAUAACAUGGACUGUCUGAUUGCGUGCAUCUUGCCAUAUCAUGAAACCAAGGUGUUUGUCCGAGUCAUUCAGCUUCUGAAAAUCAGCGACCCAACACAUCGAUGGAACUGGCUACAUGGAUUACAGAAACCGGGGGUUCCAUUGGCACGAGGAACACUAAUCACACACUGCUACAAAGACCUGAGCUUCAUGGACUUCAUCUGCACGAUGGUCACCAAGUCGGUCAAGGCCUACUCUGGAUCCUCCGGAAACUGUCCCCAGCUUAGAGUCGUUUUUUCCUUCUACGCCUCCACCAUCGUUCCUGCUUUGGAAGCUGUGGAGAAGGUGAAGGACACCUUGAUGGCCAAGCUGCUGCCUUAUGUUCAAAAGGGGUUGAAGUCGUCCCUCGCGGAUUAUAAGGCCGCCACCUACAUGGUGGUGUGUCAGCUGGCGGUGAAGGUGGUGAUGGAGGCUCAGCUGGUGGACACGCUCGCUGUGCAGCUGGCCAAGUCUCUGUGCAAGGGCCCUGCACUGCACAAGGAGGGACUGGGCUGCCUCAUCGUCCUGCUGCAGAACCAGAAGGCCGAGUCUGUCGGGAAAAGGGCCUAUGGCCACCUGUGUGCAGUCCCUGGCCUGGUCUCUGCACUCCAGGACAUUGCUGCUGUACAUGACAUCAGUCCCCUGCUCCGCUACCUGCUGCCCCACCUGGUUCACUCUGUUGUCAUUGGCUCUGAUGACACUUUGACCGAAGAUUCCACAGAAUCCACAAACCUUGAGAGCCUUUUGGAGUCAGUCAUUCAGGAUCUCGCCCUCUCGAAAGGCCUGGAUAACACAGUCGCGAAGUUGUUCUUGGAGGAAUACCUUUCCCACGGCACCCAAAGUCAGCUCUCCAACGACGAGAUCUCUGCCCUCAACCAGCGGCUGCUGCCAUUGGUCCGAGCGUUCGAGUCAAAGUGCCCUGGGGCCCUCGAUGUCGUUCUGGAGGGCCACAUCAGUGACACGGCUAACCCCCAGGAGCAGAAUCUCUUCCACCAGUUCAUCUCCCUGUCCAUGAGCAGUGGGAAGUACAAGAUUUUGGCGGGUUCUGACACCUCCCUGCUGCUCAGCCUGAACCACCCCCUGCCCUCUGUCAGGAACAUGGCUGUGGAACACCUGAAGGAGAUCCUCAACUCGGGACAGGAGGGCUAUGACGAGGCGUUCCUGAAGGAUGCGGUUCUGGAGCGGAUGAAGGAUGAUGUGCCUGAGGUUGUUCAGGCUGCUCUGAAGGCUCUGGAGAUGUACUGUGAGCAUGUGGGUGCUGAAGAUACUGUGUCCAGUUUACUGAGCCUCCUCCAACGCAUUGAUCUCUCUAGAGAAGGAAAUUGGUCUCCCGUCCUGGUGGAAGCGGUCCGGGUUCUGGAUAGCGCUCCUGUCCUGGAGGGGAACCCCUGUCUGAGGGCUCGGGCCGUCAGGGAGCUGCUGCCCUUCCUGGUCAUCACGGGAACCAGCACCGACGCCCCGGAACACCAGCUGGCCUGCUGCAUCGCCCAGACUUCCCUGCUCACCAACCACCCUCUCACACAGGGCUGGGCUGAAGUGCUGAAGGAGGUCUUGGCGAAGACCCCACCGCAGGACCUCAUAGGUGUGGCCAACCAGCGACUCAUCGCCACGAUGACGAGCAACUUCUCCACCAUGGUGGGCUCCUUGAAACGCAACCUCCUGGAGGAGCUGGUGGAAGUGGCAGGGAGUCAGAGGAACAGCCUGAGGGAGAGAGCAGCCUUCCUGGUCCUGACGUACACCCUGGUGCAGGGCCUGCCAGGCCUGCCCGAAACCCAGCACCUGCACACGGCCCAGAGAGUGUACAGCCUACUGGAGCCCCAUCUGCUGGAGCUCACCGUCCCACAUGGCCCCGACCAGCCCUGGCAGGAGCAGGCGUUUGAGGAGCAGUCAGCCCCCCUGUUCCCCCCGGCAGACCGGCUGGGGGAGUACCUGUAUCAGCUCAGACUGGGGGAGAGCGGGGCCAGGGAGCACGCCCUGCUCCUGGUGCUGCUGCUCAGGCUCUACAUCGUCCAUCUCAAGUGCCCCGUGUCCGCCUUCAAAGGGCAGACCUGGUGGAACCCGGAGAAGCUGGAUACGGCCACCUGCUGCUACCUGCGCCUGCUGUGCCAGCUGUUCGAGGUUAUCAUCAACGGGGCUGGCCAGGGGCCACUGGCCCUCAGCUUCAGGGGCCUCAUGCAGCUCCUGUUGCAGGUCCAGCUGAGCGAGCCCUCCGACCUCUUCAAGUUCCUGUCGCUGCUGUGGGGCUACAGCGGUAACCUGGGCGACCAGCUGGACUUCAAGGUGAGCGCAGUGCUGCAGACGCAGGCGCUGUACGUGGGACGCGCUCUCCUGUCUGCGCAGACGCCCCCGACGCUCAAGAUGCUGGCCUCGGACUCCUCUCCAGUGGUGCCCUCCCUGUUGGCCUGUCUGAGUUCCCCGGUGCGUGAGGUCAGACGGGCGGCGGUGGUCACCCUUCAGGUCCUAUCAGGAGCAAACGGCUCUCCCUUUCAGCCAAUCACUGAGCGACUGCUGCAGGGCAGCGAGGAGCUCAUCUCUGACCCCUCCCACAUCAGCCAGGCCCUGGGUCAGCUGUACGAGGAGGCUGUGGCAGGGAAGGGGAAGAGGCUGCUGCAGUCUAUAGAGCUGCUGCUCCAGGGAGUGCAGUCCCCAGACUACCCGUCCUACACCGCCAAGGUCCUGCUCCGGGUGCUGCGCGACGUCAACGGAGAGCCCGUUUUGGCCGCCGUACUGCCGGCAGUGGAGCGUCUGCUGGACCAGUGUGGGCCGGAGCCUCCCCACCUCCUGAACGACGAGGCCCUGCUGCUGCAGCUUCUCCUGGGGAAGUACAAUGAGCAGGGGGGCCCUCUCCUCACCAGCAACCAGAGCUGCCUGGAGCUCUUCAUCAGAGCCCUGGGAACCACCGCCCAGCCGUUCCCUGGCCUUCCCAGCAUCCAGAUCAUCGCUCUGGAGCAGAUCACCAAGCCCUUCUUCGGAGCCCUGGGGGAAGAGAAGAUCCAGCAGAGGAUUCUGGGAGUGAUGUUUGAUCUGGUGGUGGAUGGCAAGAACCUUGCCUGUGCCCAGACCGUGAGCAGCGUCUUCAAAGCGUUAGCUGUGGACGGCGAGCUGGUGGCCAAUGAGCUGACCCCCCCGGAGAAGCCCAAGGCGUCUGGCACAGUGCAGCAGGCACGCAGGAGCAAGAUGCUCCAGAGGAAGACACAGGACUCUGCCGCGGCUCCGCCAGAAGAGGGCGCUGUGUUCUGGCCGAGAGCGACGCUCAUCCUGGAGCUACUGCAGCACAAGAAGAAGCUGAAGAGGCCGCAGGUUCUGGUGCCAGCCCUCUUCAACCUCCUCUCCAGGAGUCUGGAGCUGUCCACCGGGGAGCAGGGCAACAUGGAGUACACCAAGCAGCUCAUCCUCAGCUGUCUGCUCAACAUCUGCCAGAAGCUGUCCCCCGACGGGGGGCCCAUCAGCAAGGAGGUGCUGGAGGAGGACAAGUUUAACGUGGAGCUGGUGGUCCAGUGCGUGAGGGUCUCAGACAUGCCCCAGACCCACCACCACGCCCUGCUGCUACUGGGGGCUGUGGCUGGCAUCUUCCCCGAGAAGGUUCUUCACAACAUUAUGCCCAUCUUCACCUUCAUGGGCGCAAACAUCAUGAGGCUGGACGACACCUACAGCUUCCAGGUCAUCAACCGGACCGUCCAAACGGUCAUCCCGGCCCUAAUAAAGGCUCAUGAGGGCGGUUCGGCUCAGGCUGGGGGGCGCAUGGAGGGCGUGGUGGCCAGGAUCGUACACGUUUUCGUGGACGCCCUGCCCCACGUCCCGGAGCACCGCCGCCUGCCCAUCCUGUCCCAGCUGGUGGGCACCCUGGGUCCGGCCCGCUUCCUGUGGGUACUCCUCCUCCUCCUGUUCAAACAACACGUCACCCAGACCGCCGCCGAAACCGCCAGCUCCGAGAAGGACACUGCUUUGGAGAGGGAUGUAGAGUUCUGGAUAUCAGUGUGCUGUGAGUUUGAGGUGCAGGAUCAGCUCGCUUCUCUGAUCAAGAUCCUGCAAUACCUGGCAACCCUUCCUCAGGACAAGGAAGAGGGUCAGGAGAAAAGGAUGACCCUUCGAAGGGGUGCCAAGAAGAAGAAGGAGGAGGCUGAGGAGCCACUCUUCAACGUGGAAGCCCACAGCGGGAAGGAGCUUCGCCACUUCAAGUUCCUCUCCGUCUCCUUCAUGGCCCAGUUGCUGGCCUCCGGCAGCUUUGUGGGGAAGGUGGCUGAUGGUAGUGAUGACAUGGAAGAGGAUGUGCAGGGUCUAGAGCAAAGCCUUCUAGAGGAGAUCUUGGGCUACAUCAACAGCGUGGCUCGCUGUGUGGAGGAGAAUGCUGACAAACCCACUGCCAAGUUUUGGAGGGCCCUGCUCAACAAGUCCUAUGAAGUUCUGGACAAGGUGAACGCUCUGCUGCCCACUGACACCUUCAUCACUGUGAUGAGAGGACUCAUGGGUAACAGGCUGCCUUCAAUUCGACGCAAGGCCAUGGAGCUGCUGAACAACAAGCUGCAGCAGAGGACCGCGUGGGAGGCAGAUCAGGUGAAGGUGCUGCUGGCGUUGAUCGGGGACCUUCUGGUCGUUGUGGGCCCGGGGCGGGGCCAGGCCCAGGCCAUGGAGAUGGCGGAGGAAGAAGACGAGCAGACCAUCAACCGCCAAACGGCCCUCUACAGCCUAAAGCUGCUUUGCCGCAGUUUUGGGGCCCACCACCAGGGGGCGUUUGUGCCGGUGCUGAGCCGGGCGGUGGAUCUGGUCACAGCCCCUGACGAGGACAGGAACGUGAUGGGCAGCGCCCUGCUCUGCAUCGCUGAGGUCACCGGGGUCCUGAAGGCCCUGGCCAUCCCACAGCUGCCCAGACUGAUGCCUGCAGUGCUGCAGACCCUGAAAGAGCGCAAGGAGCUCCUGUCCAAUGAGAUCUACCUCCUCAGCGCAGUCACCGCCCUCCAGCGAGUGACAGACACCCUGCCCCAUUUCAUCAGCCCUUACCUGCAGGACACCAUGCUGCAGGUGGCCCAUCUGACGCGGGUGGCCGAGCGAGGGUCCUCGUUCCCACAGCUGGGGGUGCGUCUGGCCUCCCUCAGGGCCACUCUCGCCUCCAAGGUGCCCCCGCGGGUCCUGCUGCCCACCGUCAGCAAGUGCUACAGCCAGGUGGUCAGCUCCCAGCAGAACCGACUGGGGCCUCUGAUGGGAAUCCUGAACGAGCACAUUAGUCACAUGGAGAAGGAACAGCUGACAUCCCACCAAUCAGAGCUCACAUCCUUCUUCCUCACUGCCCUGGACUACAGAGCCCAGCAUGCUCAGGGCAGCUUAGAGAAGACCAGCGAGACGGAAGGCUGCAUCAUCGACUGCCUGCUGUCCAUGGUGAUGAAGCUGUCAGAGGUCACCUUCAGACCUCUCUUCUUCAAGCUGUUUGACUGGUGUAAGACGGAAGGUGCGCCCAGAGACCGAAUGCUGACCUUCUGCCGUCUGGCCAACUGCAUCGCCGACCGGCUCAAGGGGCUCUUCGUCCUCUUCGCCGGACACCUGGUCAAGCCCUUCGCUGACCUGCUCAACCAGACCAACGUCACCAAAACAGACAAAGCCUUCUUUGGCUCUGAGGAUAAUGUGGAGAAGAGCUGCCUGUUGCUGCAGUACCUCCUGGACUGUCUCCACAAGAUCUUCCUGUACGACACGCAGCGUUUCGUCAGCAAGGAGAGAGUGGACACCCUCAUGAACCCACUCAUCGAUCAGCUGGAGAACACGCUUGGAGGAGAGGAGGCCUACCAAACCAGGGUCACAAAGCACCUGGUGCCCUGCAUUGGCCACUUCUCCGUCGCCAUGGGAGACGACUCCCAGUGGAAACCCCUGAACUACCAGGUCUUGCUGAAGACACGGCACAGCUCUCCUAAGGUGCGAUUCUCUGCCUUGCUUCUGCUGCUGGAGCUAGCCUCCAAGCUGAAGGAGAACUACAUGGUGCUGCUUCCUGAAACCAUCCCCUUCCUGGCUGAGCUAAUGGAGGACGAGUGCGAGGAGGUGGAGCACCAGGUCCAGAAGGUCAUCCAUGAGAUGGAGGUCAUCCUGGGAGAGCCACUGCAGAGCUACUUCUGAGGGCCCCCGGAUUGGGGCCUUCUGCAGGGAUUCACCCGCUCUGGGAGCUGAGCUGUCCUUCUCCGUGAACAAACCGUUUACUCAUUAAUCUGUGUUACUCAGAAAUCUGCAUCAGACCUCAAACUACAGUCAAACAUUGCAAUGAAUGCAGGGGUGUUGACCUUUGCUCAAACGUGCUGUCAAAUGCGUCAUCUUUGUACAAGAGCCCUUGGGUUUCAUAAUACAGACUCUCUGUGGGGGGGCGGGGGGGGAUUUAUCAAAUAGGCUUUGAUUAAUGUUUUUCUAUUCUUUUUUUUUAAGGCUAUUUCAAAAAUUAUAUUUUAUCAUGUUACUUGUUUGUUUUCAAAUGGUCAUUUUCUGUAUGCAAUACAAUUAAAUGUCAAAUUAUUUGCAAUUAUUGCAA
Conger conger (European conger) is the source of this 6969-nucleotide messenger RNA. It is a transcript of the gene heatr1, whose product is annotated as HEAT repeat containing 1. Gene Ontology annotation, cellular component: t-UTP complex; 90S preribosome; small-subunit processome. NCBI's taxonomy places the organism in Eukaryota, Metazoa, Chordata, Actinopteri, Anguilliformes, Congridae. The coding region runs from base 75 to 6566 and encodes 2163 amino acids. The record is from RefSeq and is a predicted model, not a curated record. The transcript has 45 exons. Gene Ontology annotation, biological process: positive regulation of transcription by RNA polymerase I; maturation of SSU-rRNA from tricistronic rRNA transcript (SSU-rRNA, 5.8S rRNA, LSU-rRNA). Gene Ontology annotation, molecular function: snoRNA binding.